AUGAGUUCAAUAGUUGUUAAUAAUAUAGCACAAUAUAUUGAUGCACUUGUUAGAUUUAUUGAUACUUUAAUCAUGAUGAUGAAAUUAAAUAUUCAUUUAACAAUAGUUUGUCUUAUUGGUGCUGCUCUGAGUUUAAUUGAUGUUAAAAUAAGUAGUAAUGCACAUAGACGCAUAUCAGAAAAAGUUCAAGAUUCAUCAGCUGGCACAUUUGAAAUAGCUGGAGAGACAAUUCAAACAAUCCGAAGUUUUAGAAAUGACGAUGAAGAAUUGAAAAUACUCUUUUACAAUCAUAUCAAGUUUCAUGAAUACAAGCACUUUUAA
Messenger RNA from Rotaria sp. Silwood2, 321 nucleotides. Lineage: Eukaryota; Metazoa; Rotifera; Eurotatoria; Philodinida; Philodinidae. The record is from the annotation of a GenBank genome assembly.